Molecule: messenger RNA, 3118 nt
Organism: Lactuca virosa
Lineage: Eukaryota; Viridiplantae; Streptophyta; Magnoliopsida; Asterales; Asteraceae
Source: the annotation of a GenBank genome assembly
AUGAGGCCCGUGAACCCCCUCGCCGAUCGCCGUGCGACUGCUCCGUCGCAAGUGUGCUCCGCCUCUGCUUCAUUUUCGCCUUUACCGUUAUCGCUUGCCCCGGCGUCUGUUUGGUUCUCUCUGCUGUGGGCGUACGACACAGAUCAGAUUAUGGAACCAUCAUCACCCAUUGAAGGAAAAUCUUCAACACCAUCAACUCCAACUACUGCACCUGCUUCAGUUGUCAGUACACCCACCUUAAAAGAUGGAGACACUGUCAGCACUGAGUCAAUGCAUGGCUCUGUUGCCUCCAUCCCUUCUCUUUCAUACAGCGUGCCUCAAAAUGCUAAUAGAAACUCCGAGAGCCCUCAUCAUUCAUCAUUUAACACUGCAAUGAUAAAUUCACCAGGUUCUUCUUCAUUUCCAAGACCUCCUGUUCCUGGUAUUUCUUCUAGCAGUGCUCCUUCAUUUUCAUAUAACAUUCCACAAACUGAAGUUGCUGUGUCUGGUGGUCAGUCAUUCCAUUCAAGAAUGGUGGUUGCCUCUGAAGUGCCAAAGAAUGUCUCAGUUUCUCCUACAUCUUUGCAACCUCCUGUUUCUGGACAGCUGGCACAUCCCAGUUCAUUUAUACGAGGAAUGCCACCACCUCCACCUGUUGCUGUCCCUAGAGACACUUCAUCAAAUGCUGCUAAUUUCUCUUACAAUGGACAUCAUCAGUCUGUAUCUUCUGCGCCACCUGUCCCUCAUUCGACUUUAGGUCCCACAUCUACAAAUUUUUCACCAACAUUCUGGAUGCCAUCUGGACCACCUUUUCAACAACCUCCAGGAAGAGCUGCAUCAGCACUACCACCCCCUCCUAACACCACUGUUGCCUCUUCACAGCAGCCAAUUUAUGGUUCCUAUGCUUCCAAUCCUCCUCCUCAAGGAGUCUGGAUUCAGCCUGCACCAAUUGGUGGCUUGUCAAGACCCCCAAUUUUACCAUAUCCUCCUCCUGCUGCUUUUCCUGGUUCCUUUUCAUUGCCAGCUCAGCGUAUGCCACCACCAUCUGAUGCUCAGCCUCCUGGUACUUCCACUGGAGUUCCUGGCAUAGCUUCUGACAGCAUGCCAUCUGUUGCUUCUGUGAUGCCACUUGAAUUACCUCCAGGGACUGACAAUAGCAAGCAUGCAAAUGCUGUUGGUGUUGAACAGUUGGAUGCAUGGUCAGCCCACAGGACUGAGACAGGAAUCUUGUACUAUUAUAAUUCUGUGACAGGACAGUCUACUUACCAGAAACCUCCUGGUUUUAAGGGAGAGCCUGAAAGAGUUUAUGCACAACCGACUCCAAUUUCGUGGGAGAAGUGUGCUGGCACUGAUUGGUCACUGGUUACCACAAAUGAUGGCAAAAGAUACUACUACAAUGCUAAAACCAAGUUGAGCAGCUGGCAAAUACCAACGGAUGUGGCCGAGCAAAGAAAAAAGCAAGAGAGUGAUGUAUUGAAUUUGAAAGAACAAUCAAUGUCAGUGCCAAAUACUAGUUUAACUGAAAAAGGAUCUGGUCCUUUAAGCUUGAGUGCCCCUGCUAUUCACACAGGUGGUCGUGAUGCAAUAUCAGGUGUACCUGUGACGUCGUCAUCUUCAUCUGCACUGGAUUUGAUAAAAAAGAAACUUCAAGAUCCCACAGCCCCUUUACCACACCCAACCCCACCAGGAGGAGAAAAGUCGUCUGAAUUGAAUGGUGGUGAUCAAGUAGGGAGUGAGAAUGGAAAAGAUAAAGUAAAAGAUGAAAAUGCUGAUGGAAAUCUAUCAGACACUUCUUCAGAUUCAGAGGAUGUGGACAGUGGACCAACCAAAGAGGAACGUGCCCUUCAAUUUAAGGAGAUGCUCAAGGAGCGUGGAGUGGCUCCAUUUUCAAAAUGGGAAAAGGAGCUUCCAAAAUUCGUGUUUGAUCCACGUUUUAAGGCAAUACCGAGUUAUAGUGCAAGAAGAGCUAUUUUUGAUCAUUUUGUUCGAACACGUGCUGAAGAAGAACGCAAAGAAAAACGAGCAGCUCAGAAGGCUGCAAUCGAAGGCUACAGAAGGUUACUGGAUGAGGCGAAGGAGGAUAUCAACCACCACACCGAUUAUCAAACAUUUAAAAGAAAAUGGGGUCAUGAUCCACGGUUUGAGGCCUUGAACAGGAAGGAUCGUGAAGCUUUAUUAAAUGAAAGGGUUAUUCCUCUAAGGAGGUCUGUUGAAGAAGAGGCGCGUGCAAAACGUGCAGCCUCUGUGUCUACUUUCAAGUCAAUGCUGAAGGAUAACAAGGACAUUUCCUCCACUUCUCGUUGGUACAAGGUUAAGGAUAUUUUAAGAAAUGACCCUCGAUACAAAUCUGUUAGGCAUGAGGAUAGGGAAGCUAUAUUUAAUGAAUAUAUUUCCGAGUUAAAAGUUUGUGAAGAUGAAGCUGAAAGCAUAGCAAAGGCAAAACGAGAUGAGGAGGAGAAGUUGAGGGAAAGAGAACGGGCAUUGCGUAAGAGGAAAGAGAGAGAAGAACAGGAAGUAGAGAGGGUGCGUUCAAAAGCUAGAAGAAAGGAAGCCAUUGAGUCAUAUCAAGCAUUACUUGUAGAAACAAUCAAAGAUCCACAGGUUUCAUGGACGGAUGCAAAGGUUAAGCUAGAGAAGGAUCCUCAAGGGCGUGCAGCCAAUUCAUAUCUAGACCAAUCAGAUCUUGAAAAGCUUUUCCGUGAACAUGUCAAGUCAUUGCAUGAUCGAUGUGCACAUGAGUUUAAAGCGUUGUUAUCGGAAGUGAUAACGAGUGAAGCGUCUACAAAAGAAUAUGAAGAUGGCAAGACGGUUUUGACUUCAUGGUCAACAGCCAAAGAGCUUCUAAAAGACGACACCAGAUACAACAAAAUGCCUAGAAAAGAUCGUGAAUCCUUGUGGAGGCGACACGUGGAAGAUCUCCUCCGUCGAAAGCGCAAGUCAACAGUUGACCAACAAGACUCAUCAGAUAAACAUGGAGAUGAUAGAACAGCUGAUUCUAGGAAAUACGUUUCAGCUUCUAGAAGAAACUACGAUCCUCGUCGUUAGCUUUGUUAUUUUAGAGCUAUAUAUUAUAUAUCAUUUGAGAUUUUAUCCGCCUUACAUGUGAUCUUUUGUAUUUUUUUUGGUGUACCAUGGCUAG